This is a messenger RNA of Trifolium pratense (red clover), 884 nucleotides long. RefSeq names its product glycine-rich RNA-binding protein 4, mitochondrial-like. The transcript has 5 exons. The record is from RefSeq and is a predicted model, not a curated record. The coding region runs from base 180 to 596 and encodes 138 amino acids. NCBI's taxonomy places the organism in Eukaryota, Viridiplantae, Streptophyta, Magnoliopsida, Fabales, Fabaceae. Gene Ontology annotation, molecular function: RNA binding.
AUUUUAAAUAUACACCCGCCCGCAGAAGAUCUCAACCCCGAAUAGCACUUUCCUCUAUAAAAGCGAAGAUAUUUUCCCAGCUUAAAUCAUUUUCACUUGUUUGUGAGGUUUUGCUUAAACCCUAGCCGCUUCACUCUUUUCUCUCGAAUUUUGAGAACCUCAGCUUAGGUAAAACCGAAAUGGCUUUCUGUAACAAGAUUGGAAACCUCUUGAGGCAGAGUGCUUCUCAGACCAGCCAAGCCCCUUCACCCAUGCUUAACUACCUUCGCCACAUGUCGUCAAGCAAGCUUUUUAUUGGAGGUCUUUCUUAUGGAGUCGAUGACCAAUCUCUUAGGGAUGCAUUCUCAACCUAUGGAGAUGUGACUGAGGCAAGAGUUAUCACUGAUAGAGACACCGGAAGAUCAAGGGGAUUUGGAUUUGUCAGCUACACCAGUGAGGAUGCUGCAACUUCAGCACUUGCUAUGGAUGGGCAGGAUUUAAACGGGCGACCCGUUCGUGUGUCUUAUGCAAAUGAUAGACCUUCUGCACCUCGUGGUGGUGGCGGUGGUGGCUAUAAUGAAUUUUCUAACCGUGGUGGUGGCGGCGGUGGUUGGUGAUGCAAUCGUCUUUUAAUUUGAUGUUGUUUUCUGCUUAUGUUGAGUUGUGUCAAAAAUUCUAUGAAGUUGUUGCUGCCUAAGUGGUAGAUAAAUCACUAAUUAGUGAAAUGUUAUGGCUUUUUUUGUCGUUGCACAUUUUGGUGGUUAUUCAGUAUUUUUCUAGGUUCAGUGUGUUCUUUAACUCCUAAAAUAGUAGAAUGUUAUGUGGUUUCAAUAAUAUUCAUUAUUGUUACGGGUUUUUAGAAAAUGUCAAGGUACAACAAUUUCAAUUUGCUUUUUUUGCUGGAA